Ichthyophthirius multifiliis is the source of this 1373-nucleotide messenger RNA. RefSeq lists its product as hypothetical. Gene Ontology annotation, cellular component: mitochondrion. Gene Ontology annotation, molecular function: pyridoxal phosphate binding; L-aspartate:2-oxoglutarate transaminase activity. The transcript is spliced from 3 exons. Gene Ontology annotation, biological process: biosynthetic process; amino acid metabolic process. NCBI's taxonomy places the organism in Eukaryota, Ciliophora, Oligohymenophorea, Hymenostomatida. The record is from RefSeq and is a predicted model, not a curated record.
AUGAUUUAAAGAGUAGUAAAAAGAGGUUUUUCAUUAUGGAGUGGAGUUCCUUUGAAUCCCCCAGAUCCAGUUCUAGGUGUUGCCGAAGCAUUCAAAAAAGAUUCUGCUUAAAACAAAGUUAACUUAUCUGUAGGAGCUUACAGAGAUGAUAAUGGCAAGCCAGUAAUAUUAAAAUGUGUCUAAAAGGCAAGUUAAAUAAUAAUGGAAAAAAAUCUUGACAAUGAAUAUCUUCCAAUCGAAGGAAAUGUAAAUUUCAUUAAUUUAGCUCUUAAAUUAGGAUAUGGAAAUGCUUUUUAUAACUCAAACAAAGAUCGUAUAGUAGGAGCUUAAGCUUUAUCAGGAACAGGCGCUUUAAGAGUUGGAUUAGAUUUUUGUAAAAAAUUCCUUCCAGCUGAUACCACAGUAUAUAUUCCUAAUCCAACAUGGCCUAAUCAUAGAAACAUCGCUUAAGAUGCUGGAUUUUAAGUUAAAGAAUAUUUCUAUUAUGAUCCCGCUUUGAAGAACGUGAAUUUCUAAAAAUUACAUGAUGAUAUAUCAAAAAUGAAGGAUGGUUCCGUAUUGGUUAUGCAUGCAUGUGCUCAUAAUCCAACUGGAUGUGAUUUAUCAGUUGAAUAAUGGAAAGAAUUAAAAGACUUAUUCUUAAAGAAGAAUCAUAUUUGCUUUAUGGAUAUGGCUUAUCAAGGAUUUACAAGUGGUGAUUGCUAAGCUGAUUCAGCUUCUGUUAGAAUAUUUGCUGAAGCAGGUGUAAAUAUGUUAUUGGCUUAAUCUUUUGCUAAAUCUAUGGGAUUAUAUGGUCAAAGAAUUGGUUCUAUUUCGAUUCUUACUAAAGACGCUAAUGAAUAAAAGCACGUACUUUCUUAAGUUAAAUAAGUAAUUAGACCUUAAGUUUCUUCUCCUCCUUUACAUGGUGCCAGAAUAGCUGAAAUUAUCCUUUCUAACCCUGAUUUAUUAUAGUUAUGGUACUAAGAAGUGAAGGAAAUGGCUGAUAGAAUAGCUAUAAUGAGAAAAUCUCUUGUAAAAAACUUAAAAGAUGUUGGAUCUACUCAUAAUUGGAGCCAUAUUACUAAUUAAAGAGGAAUGUUUGCCUACACAGUAAUUCAAUUUUUUAUAUAUUUUAUUCAAUUUUUAAUUAAAAAAGGGAGUUAACAAAGAUCAAGUUAAUAGUCUUAUAAAUGACCAUCAUAUUUAUUUGGUUGGAUCUGGAAGAAUUAGUGUAGCUGGAUUAAAUACCAAAAAUGUUGGCUAAGUUGCUGCAGCAUUCCAUUAAGUUACUAAAAAUUCAAAAAUUUGAAGUUUUUGUUUUUCUUUGUGUGUUUUUUAUUUUUUUAAAUUACAAAUAAUAAAUGAAGUUAAGAUUUAUUUAUAACAAUAAU